Fusarium fujikuroi IMI 58289 is the source of this 1026-nucleotide messenger RNA. RefSeq lists its product as uncharacterized. NCBI's taxonomy places the organism in Eukaryota, Fungi, Ascomycota, Sordariomycetes, Hypocreales, Nectriaceae. The record is from RefSeq and is a predicted model, not a curated record. Gene Ontology annotation, biological process: regulation of DNA-templated transcription. The coding region runs from base 1 to 1026 and encodes 341 amino acids. Gene Ontology annotation, molecular function: DNA-binding transcription factor activity, RNA polymerase II-specific; zinc ion binding. The transcript is spliced from 3 exons.
AUGUUCAACACUUGGAAGCAGAACAGCAACUCAUAUGUAGUCCUCCCCACAGGACCACCAUUUGAAAAAGCUCAAAAUGGAAAGCCUCGACGAUCUGCUUGCAAUCCCUGCCGUACCCGAAAGAUACGUUGCACAAGUGAACCUGAUGGCUGCAGAAACUGUCGUAGUCGGGACCUGCAGUGCGAAUACGGGACCGAGAGUGACACCGAUCAUAAUUUUGGUUCCGUCAAAGGAAGAAGACAGGUGAAACAGAAAGAGACGACUGGAUCGAGAUCUGGAGGUCUGAUGACUCCUUUCACCGAUGGAUCCUAUAGUGCCGAGGACGAUUCCGGAAAUCUACAAAGCUCCAACAUGAGUGAAGCGGUAGUUCAGGAGCCCGAGGGAAUGUAUUCUGAACUUCAUCACAUGGAACCGGAUUGGUCUGAAUUUAUGUUUGGAUCUCCACAAGACAUAUCGUCAACUCCUACAAACUCUAGAGACUUCAGUCAUGACACAACGUUCGAUAUGACCGUCAGCAUGGACCAAGUCUUGAACUCGCCCGGUAGCUUUCUGACUUCACCUCCACUAGAAGCCAUGCUCGAUGAGGAUCUCUAUCCACAUGAUAGUUUCCCCUUCCCACAGUCGGGAAUAUCAACUAGUGGAAUUUGGCCAACAAGGACAGGACAACUCCAUGACCAGGGCCCAUCAGACGAUAGAAAAUCAUCUUGCCAAUGCUCGAUCACUCCCAUGGAAACCUGGGAAGCCCUCACAAUCAACGUCUCUUCUAAGCACCCCACAUCUCAAAAGUCCAUACAGGCUCAAAAGUCAGCUAUAUCAAGGUGCGAAGAGAUGCUUCAUUGUUCAAAGUGCUCUUCUCAAUCACGGAAUGUCAUCCUUCUCAUCGACAUUUGUGCGAAGCUGCUUGACAGUCUCAAGUUACAGGACCGAGACCUCCAAGCCGACCACCAGCAGGUUGAACAUCGACCAGCGGAAUUUAUGGAUGUCGAGGAUGAGAAGGUUGGGCCGGUUGAUAGCGAAGGUCAGUGA